CUGAUUAUUACAAAAAGGGAGUCAUCAAGGGUCUUUGUUGUCAAUUUCAUGAAUUGAAAAUUUAAUUAGAGAUUUUUAUCUUUUAAAAUCAAUACAUAUUUAUUCAAAAUGUACAGCUAAUCGUCUUUAAAUGUAAGCCCUUUGGGCUGUGGUAAUUUCAACGUCAUGCCUAGCAAAAGACGUUACGGCUACAGAUCCAGAAGGGACCGAACAGAAGUCAGUUGCUGCAUCAAAUAUUUGAUGUUUGGAUUUAAUGUUUUGUUCUGGGUAAUUGGAUUGUUACUGUUAGCUAUUGGACUGUGGGCCUGGUCAGAGAAGGAUGUAUUUCACAAUGUGACCAGACUGACCAACCUCGCCUUAGACCCUGCUCUAGUGUUUAUAGUUGUGGGCAUGUCCAUGUUCUGUAUGAGCUUUACUGGCUGUGUUGGUGCACUCAGGGAGAAUACAUGUCUCUUAUUGUUUUUUAUGAUCUCACUUGGCAUUAUGUUUUCAUUUGAGCUUCUGGUUGGAAUUCUGGGAUUCGUUUACAAAGAUUGGGUGCGAGAUUCCAUUCAAACUCAAGUGAAGUACAUGAUCAUCAACUAUAGGGAUGACCUAGACCUGAACAAUUUUGUGGACUGGGUACAGAGAGAUUGGCUUAAUUGCUGUGGAGUUCAAAAUUUUCGUGACUGGGAAGCCAACAUCUACUUUAACUGUUCCUCUCCAGGAGUUGAAGCUUGUGGCGUGCCUUUUUCUUGCUGUAAACCCAAGGCAGAGGAAGAGUUAACUAACCGACACUGUGGAUUUGAAAUAAUGAAAUCUGAUCAUGAAUUUGAUAGAGCAACUAGAAUCAACACUAUUGGCUGCAUCCCAGCUGGUGAGAAAUGGCUGGAGACCAAUCUGAUUCCAGUAGCUGGUGCAGCUGUUGGUGUGGCACUACUGCAGAUACUAGGGAUUUGCUUUGCCCAAAAUCUUAGGAGUGAUAUUCAGUCGCAGAAAGCCAAGUGGACUCUAUGACAAGGGGUCGAGGUCUAGUCACUUUUUUUUUCAAGAAGCAGCAGGUUGAUUUUAAAUCGUUAUUACUAUUUGGACUUUGUUAUUGGUUCGUUUGGGUCUUUUGUCACUAGCAAGAUAUUCAACUUUUUAAAAAAUCAAAUAUUGAAUUUAAAAUUUGCUUUCCUAAGAUUUUUUGAAUUAGUAGUGAUAUUUACCAAACCUCUAAAUUGUAAAACAAACAAAUCUUCUACUUACUUAUUUUGUCAAGAACUAACUUUUAAUUAUUUUAAAUUUAAAAAAUUGAUUUGUAGACUGUUUCACAUCUAAAUCAGCUUUAGAAGGAAAAAUUAAAAUUUUAAAUCUAAUUAUUGUAUUAACCAUUUCUUGAAUCAAUUAAUUUUUCAGUCUUCAUUGUUUGGUUUGUUUGUAACAUUACAAAUUAAUACCUUUGUUUUAUCUUUGUAAACUAUUAAAUUAGUUAAUGCUAAAUUGUACAUUAUUGACUCAUUUCUCUGACCCUCUUUCAGCCAGUACUGAUGUGUUGGCACUGAAUUGAGCAUCAAACCAUACUUAUUAAAUUUUUUUGCCAAGAAGAGCUCUAUUGCAAUAAACCAAAUGUCUGCUGCUAACUUCAAUGACAAAGCUUAAUACUGUCAUUAUGACUAGACCUCGGAACAACAAUAAUUUUUUUUUUUUUUGCUCAUCAUCCGUCUCACUUUCUUUUCCUGUGACCUUGACACUACCUUCUCUGACCGUAACCUUACCAUCUGAGUGUCUCAGCUAGUUAGUCUUAACUUUUUUUUUCUCCUCCAUUCAAUCGCAUGUGACUUCAUUGUUCAAUGUGCUUUAGUUUAGAUAUUUUCUGGAAGAGGAAAUGAAAUCUGUAAAUAAAUGUUGUAUUGUUAUCAGGGUACAGUUCAACUGAGUGUUAAGUACAUAUGUCAUGCAUGACUAGCAACACAGGAUGUACAAAUUAAGAUGACAAUUAUGAAGUAUAUAUUAUUAUCUGUGGAAUAUAUUGAUUCCCUUUUGUUUGUACAUAAGAAGGAUAUAUUUGUAUAAUAUUAACUAAUCAUAAUUUUGUUUCCAGUGUAUAAUUAAUUAUGACCUAAUUGUGUUCUUGUCUUGUUUCUUUUUUAUUAAACUUAUAAUUAGUUUAAUGGGUCCGGAGUGUUCACAUUUUUAUAACAUUAUAUUUAAUAACUAUAGUAUACAAAAUGGUAUUUUGUUUCUUUUUUUUUUUAGAAAACUCUACAAACCUACUAAUAAUAACUGUGAAUUAAAAAAGACAACAUUUAAAUGGUUUUGUUCUUAAUGUCUUGACUUUGAAUAUGUACAUAACUUAUGGAACAGAAAAGAUAUGACUUCUUCUGUCAGCUAGGACUAUAGGAAUAAACUAUGCUUGUUUUUUUUUUUUACUUCCUUAGUCUAAAGUUAGUUGUUUUUUUUUUUCUGUAGUUUUGAGUCAAAGUUUAACCUUUUGAAUGAAAUUGUAUUUCUUACUACAUACACACUGUUAUGAAUCCUGAUUGAUCACUGAGCAUUGGAACAAAACAAUUUUACUUGUUUCAAUCAGAUAUUCUUGAUUUCUAUUUAUAUAUAUAUAAUAAAUAAUUUUUUAUUUUUUUUUACAUUUGUUCUUGUGCUCUGUUUAACCUUCAAACUCCUAAAGUGCAACAUUUUACAGUUUUGAGAAAUUAAUUGUACACUAGUAUUUUAUAUAUUGUAUUUAUUUGUUUAAUGUGAUACUUUAAAAACCAAACACUAUUUCAUAACUUUUAUCUUCCUGUUUGUAUUACUGUAUGCUUUGCCGUUUGAUACACAUUUGUUAGUUUUGUAUUUAUGUUAACUAUAUUUCAGAUAUUUACUUUUUUUCUAUGCAUUGGUCUAAAUCCACUAUGAAUUAUACAUACAAUAUUUGUGCUAAUUCGUUUUUUAAAUUAAAAUUAUUUUAUUUCUGCUUUUAUAUAUAUAUAAAUAUAUUGUUUAAAUCAUAUAUUUAUAUAAAUACAGUUUACUUUAAACAAAUAUUGAAACAGAGAUUUAUAUUAAUUAAAAGAAAACUAUUUGGGUAACAAAGUUUGAAAUCAAUGUUUGACAAACUUACUUUGUAUGUUUAUACAAGAAGAAGAAGAAGGAAUUAUCUUCAGGUCUUAAGUUUAAGGGUAAAUGUUGUAAUGGAAUAAAUGUCAUUCAACUGAACAGUUAGUUAAUAAACAACAAUUGUGCAACACAGAUAAUAUUUAGUAAUAACCUAAUUACAAAUUAACAAGAUAUAUCAAUGAAUGCCAAACAAGAAUCGUGGUUGUUUAACAUUGCAUUAGUAAUUGUACAAAUGGCACACCUUCACAUGCUACUCCAUCUCGGCAACUUUGUACUCAACAAACAACACUAGAUAAAGUCAUGGCUCCAAGGGCGAGAAGAUGACACUCUUCCUCAUAGCCCCAAGCCUAACACCCUGAAAUAAAAGAGAACCUAGAUCUAGCGAUGCCGCUACAUCACAGAAUUUCUCAUCAGCGACACUCGUACCAUAUGGUCAACCUACUUACUACAUCUAUGUACUUACGUACCGUUAAAAUGGGAAAGAACUGUAACGAAACCAGUUUAAAAGAUCUCUCCACUGCAAAGGAACUAAGCGUGACACACAAUAUUCUUGACAACAAAAUGCACCCAAUACAAACUACUUCCUUUACAUUAAAACACACCUAUUGAACACGAAAAGAAAACUUCACGCGCACACGACAAAUGUAGCAUUUGAUACAAUUAUAAUUCUAUAUUGUUGUUUUAAAAAGUAGACAAAAUAUUUUUUGUAUAUUAACUUUAACAGUUAAAAUGUAAUAUGUCUUUUUUUUUUAGGAUUUAAAAAAAAAUAAAAAAUCUGACAUUAAAUUUGUAAUAUUUUAGAUACAAUUUUGAUCUUAAAGGUUUUUUUUAAAUUCAAGCAUCUAGCACUAUGUAAAAGUUUUACCGUUAAACUUUUGUAUUUUUUGCUUAGUUAUUUUUUUUUAUUCAAAUAUCUAGCAUAAUGUAAAAAGUUUUACUGUUCAACUUGUUUAUUUCAUACCUAUUUUUGAUGUUAGACAAAUGUUAGGUGAGAGACACUUUCAUUUUACUCUUUGAAAUGAUUGCCAUUUACAGUGUUUAUUCCAUUUGAACCAUUGUUUUUAUUUACUUAUAGACCUUGAACUGCACAAAUAUUAUUUAUCAUACCAUGGCUCAAAAUAGAAGACUUACUUAAUGAUAACCAAUUUUUUUAUAGGCUCAGUUCAUUUCUUGUUUUUUGUGUUUUUUUUUUUUUUUAAUUUCGUCUAAUUUCUUGUUCAAAUUACUGUCUGAUAUUACUAAUGGUGUUUAUUGUGUGCUAAUUAUUGCAAAAUGAAUUAAAUGUGAUAAAGAUUUCUUACUGAAUGAUAAUGUACAAAGUUUUAAGUUGUUUCAUGAAAAUCUGUUCAAAAGAAUUUUGAUUUCAAGAAAAUCAAAAGUAAUAGAGUAAAUUGUAUUAUUUUUUUAUUUUACUUCUUUAUUUUGUGUUUGUGCCAUGGAAAGUCUCACUUAGCAUGUUCAUUUAUUGUACUAGAGUUUUGUGUUUGAAAUAGAGUGACUUUGAAAGGAAUAUUACUAGAGUCCAAAAAGUUUAAAACAAAAAAACAAUUUAUCAAGAUUUAUGCAUAAAUAUCAGAAUAGCACUGGUCAACAUAAGUUCAUGUAUAAAUAUACACAUCUGAUUCACUACUCAUCCAGCAUGUCUUGUAUUUAAUACUAGCAUAUCCUACAUACUAACUUAUAUUUGACUGUUGCUGCUCAGUCUGGUUCCAUGAGAUAGUAAGUGAUCCAAAGCUCUUUUUCAAUACACUUACCAACUUCAUCCCUUACCCUAUGUUAUCUGCUAGUUUCAUUGCAUUUCACAGCAGCUGAUGUAACCAAAGGAUUGGCAAGUGCUGAUACAGUUUGAGAUCAGCAGCAUCACAGGCUCUGUGUGGUGCAAGCUGCUGUGUGGUUGACAUUGUUCCAGCUAAAGCUAAUGCCCAGGCACUCAUCUUUUCUUCAUUAGAUUAUCCAGUCCUUUCAUGAUUGAAGGAAGCCAUACAUUGCAUUACAGUGAAUUCUUUUCUCUGAGAAAACUCAGCUGUUGUAUAAUCAAUGAAUAGAAAUACAUGAUACAUGCAGCUACUAUUUUUAUAUUAAUAAAGGUUUCUUUUUGUACAGACAGGGAGCACCUUGGUAUUGGUAGAUAGUGGUUUUAAACCAAAAAAAAAAAUACCAAUAGUCUUUUACGUAAAGCUGUAAAAUUAUAAUUUUGUUAUGAAAAAUAGUAGUAAUUUUAAAGUGCUGCAAAAAAUGUAACACCAUUCUACUUCAUAAACCUAAAAUAUCAAACAAUCUUAAAUUUUCAAUCCAAUUUAUACAUUUUCUUCAAAUCAUGUCCUGCAGACUGGGCCACCAUUCUAUUAUUCUAAGAAGCUUGCAUGUUGUAUGUAUUGCUCACACCUUCUUGAAAUUAUCAAUUUACCCAGAAGAAGAAAAAAAAUGAUCUUGCUGUCCUACUUUUGAACUUUGCGUAAUUGACCUCUUUACUGGCAGCUAAUUUGUGUGUGUGUGCAUGUCAAGUUGAUCCCAGCAUGCAAGUGGCAAGCUUGCCCAGCACUGUAGUAGACACACAGUUGGUCAUGCUGAGUAGUUGUUUUUUUUUGACUUAAUAAUGUUAAGAAUAAAAGGGGAAAAGUUAUUUUCAAUAUGCGUUAUCUAGAUCAAGAUACAGACUGGAUCCCAGUAUAUUAGCUGUUGUUUUAUAUCAUGCAUAUACAAGUAAAGCUAUUCUACAAGCACAUGACUCCAAAUUAAAUGUGAUCAAAUAUCCAAUAGAAGGCAUCUAUAAAUGAAUAUUAUUUGUAGUUGUGCUGAAAUAUCUAUGUAGUAGUCUUAUCAGCAUACUUAAUAUGUAGAUUGAAAAUGUCUUUGUUGUAUAUUUAACACUUUUACUGGUCACCUAGUAAUUCAGAUAAAUGUAAUUAUAUUUGGUUUGAAAAAUGGUUUUAUAAUUUAGUUUAUGUGUUCAACUUAUGGACACAGAAUAAUGCUUAGAAACAAAUGUGAACUUUUUUUAUUUGCUUUGCUGUGACAAUUCCAAGGGAAAUAAAUGUAAACAGUACAUUCUAACAAUAGCCCAUGAACUGGAGCAGUAGGCUGAAGACUUAGUAACAGUCUAAUCAUAUUUUGCAUUUAUCUUUUAUGCAGCGUUCUGGAAAUUGAUUUAUAAAGAUGCUACCAUUUGUAUUUAUUUUUUAAAUGACAAUUUUGUGUGUGCAAUAAAUUUAGGAUGUUAUUUUAUCUUUUUUUUUUUAAUCUAUUUAUUUAAUGUUGUCUGCUACACCUUCUUUGCAAUCAUGUCCAGUGGUCAAGACGCCACCUUUUAUGUAAUGGGGUAAAAUUGCAGAGAAUAUUACUAGUUCAGGAAGCCAACCUUUUUCUACCCUGCCCUUGAAAACCACUGCUCUAGUAUUUGUCUCUGUAACUUUUGCUAAAUUGAACUGCAUCUAUUAUUUACUCACCUGUUUGAUUGUUUUCUAUUUCAAUAUUUUACAAAGUGUAUUAUGAUGAUUUCAGAGAUUAAAAACAAAUAUAUUUCAAUCAAAUAA
Molecule: messenger RNA, 6611 nt
Organism: Biomphalaria glabrata
Lineage: Eukaryota; Metazoa; Mollusca; Gastropoda; Planorbidae
Product: tetraspanin-17-like
Exons: 7
Coding region: 166-996 (276 amino acids)
Biological process (GO): protein maturation; protein localization to plasma membrane
Cellular component (GO): membrane
Source: RefSeq, a predicted model, not a curated record